AUGCAUAUUCAGAGACCACCACCAGGCCGGAGGCGCCUCCUCACCUCUAUAAUACUGUCGAUAUCAGCAUUAAUGCUGCUCGGCACUCCCACAAGAGCACAAAGGACAGAAGACCACCUUAAUCAACGAGACCUGUUCAGCGAAUAUGCUUCCCGCGGCGAGAUCCAUAUCGACACUGCACUCUUGCACAGACGAGCCGACUCCUCGUCCUCAGCUACCUCAUUCUCAGAUUCGAGAACUUCAGCUGUAGCAUCGUCAACGGCCGCUGCCGCGCCUUCCUCAAUACCUACAGACACUCCCGCAGCCCUUCCAGUACCCUUCGAUACCUUCUCCGCCGCCAACUUCACCGCCACCUCAUGUCCCGAUUUCUUCAACACAUUCCUCGGCAACUCAACGCUGAGGCAAUGUGCUCCAGUCUCCCUUCUUCUCCAAAACAGCGCCUCCUUCAUCACCGCUCAACGAUCGCCCUCUACCCUCCGUUACCUACUCGACACCGCCUGCGGAGCACCCAUAUCCAUCUGUGCAGCCACAUUGACGGACAUCGCCCGCCAACUCACCUCCGACGCGCACUGCGGCGCCGACUUCCGCGCCCGACAGCCCCUGGUCAUUCAAGCAUACAACGGCUUGGUGAGCUACGAGCCCGUCGCAACAGCAACGUGCCUCACUACGCCUUCAGACGCAUACAACGAGACAAGUGCCCCCGUCAGCCCCUCCACGUCAGGUGAGGACGACACGAAGAACCAGUACUGCUUCCUCUCCGCGCUCUCCAACAAGCAGAACCCCUCAGAUCCGUUUCCAUACUAUACUGGGAUUGGGAUGAACCUACCUCAGGUCGCCCGGCCGACAUGCAACGGCUGUUUGAAGCAGGCGAUGAGCAUCUUUGCGAAGUGGGCGGUCCGAUAUGAGCAGCCGCUUGCGGAGACGUAUCUGGACUGUGCUGGAAUUGUCAAUGGGGUGUGUGGGAGUGGGUUUGCGGAUGCGAAUGUCAAGGCAGGGAGUGUUAAUGACGCGCAGGGAAGCACGCAGCUGAAGAACAGUGCGGAUACGAGUGGUGCUGUGGUAGGUGUGAGAGGGUGGUCGAGGGGAAUGGUCUCGCUGACUGCUGUUGUUGUUGGUGUACUUGCGGCUUUGGUGUGA
Messenger RNA from Cyphellophora attinorum, 1137 nucleotides. RefSeq lists its product as uncharacterized. NCBI's taxonomy places the organism in Eukaryota, Fungi, Ascomycota, Eurotiomycetes, Chaetothyriales, Cyphellophoraceae. The coding region runs from base 1 to 1137 and encodes 378 amino acids. The transcript has a single exon. The record is from RefSeq and is a predicted model, not a curated record.